AAUUAAGAUAGUUCAUCUUGUGAGGCUGCUGGCUUAUUAUUGGAAGGAACACGCCAAUUAUUAAAAGGUUGGCGGGAGAAGACUAGUCGUCCUACGCGGUUUUGUGUCCGCUUUCACUAAAAUUACACAAAUAGUUACUGUUUUCAAAGUUUUUAACCCCCUAUAAAUAUUUACAUUAGACUAGAGAAGGAAAUAUUCCACACCCAAUUUAGAUCAGAAGCAAUCAUGAGGUUUCCACAAAUAUUGGUACUGCUGUUGGUAGUGGUGUUGGUAGAGGAGUUAGCUGUAAAUGCAGCAACUCCGUCAACAAGUUGCCCACAAAGUUGUGGGAACCUUACCAUUCCAUACCCGUUCGGCACAAGCCUGGACUGCUGUCGAAAUGAGUCCUUCUUGAUAACAUGUAAUGACUCCAAGCCAUAUUUUCCGGCCAAACAGUACAUCUACUUCCACGACCGUUUCUAUACAGAAACUCUCAAUACUAACGACUUAACUGUCCUUGACAUAUCACUUGCCGGCGAGUUGCGAGUCUCUACUUGGUUAGGGGCAUAUGCGUGUUACAACAAAUCCGGUGGAUUGGUUGACUCCUACAAUUCACCGCUUUCCACAUUUUUUCCCAUCUCCUCCACCAAAAAUAAGUUCACGGUAGUAGGUUGUGACACUUACGCAUACGUACAACAUUACCAAGGAUCUGGGUACAUAAGUGGUUGCAUGUCAAUGUGUGAUGAUUUUUAUGAUGUGGUCGCUGGUUCGUGCUCCGGUAUAGGUUGCUGCCAAACAUUGAUUCGUGAAGGAGUACGCAAAAUUCAGUUGACAGUGAGCAGUUACAAAAACCACACAGAUGUUAUCUUCUUCAAUCCCUGUGGCGUCGCCUUUCUUGCUGAAGAGGGCAGUCACACAUUCUUCCCAGAUGAACUUUUAAAAAACAUGACCGUACGCGGAAUUGGCCCGAUGCCGGUUGUGCUUGAUUGGGCUAUUGGCAAUGAGACAUGUGAAGAAGCCAGAACGAAUUUGAGCAGCUAUGCAUGUGGGCAAAAUAGCAUAUGCUAUAAUUCCACUAAGGUUUACGGGUAUCUCUGCAACUGUUCUCAAGGUUAUCAAGGAAACCCCUACCUUUCAAAUGGUUGCCAAGAUAUUAACGAGUGCUUGAAUGAUAAACUCCAUAACUGCACAAAUAAAUGCAAUAACAUAGCUGGGAGUUUUAAUUGUUAUUGUCCAAAGGGCUUUCACGGGGAUGGAGUAAGGGGGAGCCAGGGUUGCAUUCGAGAUCAAACUAAUCCACCAAUAACGCUAAUUACUCUAGGCCUUGGCGUCACAGUUGCAUUAUUUGUGGGAUGCUUUUUGUUAUAUUGGGGAAUCAAGAGGAGAAAACUCAUCCAACUUAGAGAAAAGUUUUUUCAACAAAAUGGUGGUAUGAUGCUACAACAACAACUUUCAAAACUUGAUAGUUCAGCUGAGACAGCCAAAAUCUUUACUAUAGAAGAGGUGAAGAAGGCAACCAAUAACUUUAGUGAAAGUGAAAUUGUCGGUCGAGGAGGUUAUGGUACAGUUUACAAAGGAAUUUUAUCGCAAAACAAAAUAGUUGCAAUUAAAAAGUCCUCUGUUGUCGAUCAAAGCCAAGUUGACCAAUUCGUUAAUGAGGUGAUUGUGCUUUCCCAAAUCAACCAUAGAAACGUGGUAAAACUAUUGGGUUGUUGUUUAGAGACAGAAGUCCCCUUGCUGGUUUAUGAAUUUAUCACCAAUGGGACUCUAUACCACAAUUUGCAUGGAGUAGGUCAUGUCUCAUCGAUGCCGUGGGAAAUACGUCUAAGAAUAGCCAAAGAAACUGCAGGAGCACUUGCAUAUUUGCACUCUGCAGCUUCCAUACCAAUCAUUCACAGAGAUGUCAAGUCUACUAACAUACUCUUAGACGAUAACUUUAUUGCAAUAGUUUCAGACUUUGGAUCUUCAAGAUUAGUUCCAUUGGAUAAAACACAACUAACCACAAUGGUUCAAGGAACGUUUGGCUACUUAGAUCCUGAAUAUUUCCAUACAAGCCACUUGUCAGAAAAGAGUGAUACAUAUAGCUUUGGAGUGGUCCUUGUGGAGCUACUUACAGGUAUAAAAGCACUUUCUUUUGACAAACCAGAGGAAGAGAGAAACUUAGCCACAUACUUCCUUUCUUCAAUGAAAGAGAAUCGAUUGUCCUUAAUUCUAGAUGAUCGAAUCGUGAACGAGGGUAACUCGGAUGAGAUGCUUGAAGUUGCAAACAUUGCACAGUGUUGCCUAAGAUUGAAGGGGGACAAACGACCUACAAUGAGAGAAGUGGCAAUGGAGCUUGAGGGACUAACAAGAGUGGAGAAGCACCUUUGGACUAGUAUCGAUGUGGAUCCAGAAGAGACGGAGUUCUUACUAAGUGGAUCAUUGAACUCUCAGAGCAUCACAACUGGAUGUGAUAGUCUCAAGGACAAAGACGUAAUACCAUUAAAGGUUGAUCACGGCCAUCUAGCGUCUUGCAGCAAUCUGAGUAGGACAAUGACUGGGGUUCCCAUAUACCAAGGGCCAUCUGGUGCACUUAAGUGGGACACAAUUUGAUGCACUUGAAUGGAAAACAUGUAUGCCCUAUUUUAGUGUAUGUUUCAGUUGAUUGUUUCCGUGAAACAACUAUUUUUCAUUAGA
This is a messenger RNA of Cornus florida, 2655 nucleotides long. Its product is annotated as wall-associated receptor kinase 2-like. Gene Ontology annotation, molecular function: ATP binding; calcium ion binding; protein serine/threonine kinase activity. Gene Ontology annotation, biological process: cell surface receptor signaling pathway; protein phosphorylation. The record is from RefSeq and is a predicted model, not a curated record. Lineage: Eukaryota; Viridiplantae; Streptophyta; Magnoliopsida; Cornales; Cornaceae. The coding region runs from base 226 to 2571 and encodes 781 amino acids. The transcript is spliced from 3 exons. Gene Ontology annotation, cellular component: plasma membrane.